Colletotrichum higginsianum IMI 349063 is the source of this 639-nucleotide messenger RNA. RefSeq names its product Cytochrome c oxidase protein 20, mitochondrial. The transcript has 2 exons. NCBI's taxonomy places the organism in Eukaryota, Fungi, Ascomycota, Sordariomycetes, Glomerellales, Glomerellaceae. Bases 1 to 639 code for a protein of 212 amino acids. Gene Ontology annotation, biological process: mitochondrial respiratory chain complex IV assembly. Gene Ontology annotation, cellular component: mitochondrial inner membrane; mitochondrion. The record is from RefSeq and is a predicted model, not a curated record.
AUGGCGCAGGACUCACCAGACAAUGCGGACGCGUCGGCGGCGGCGCCCAAGAAGGACGGCCAGAAGGUGUACCUCUGGUCCCGGUCAACCCAGGGCCAUGUCGGAGAGGGAGCGCCGGGCUCGGAGACGACGACGACGACCGCAGCCGGAACCGGAGCCGCACCGAUAACACCCGAGCAGCAGCAACCAAAGAAGCUGGACCCAACCAAGUUCCAGGCCAAUUUUCCGCCGCAGGAGGGCGGCGCCCAGCAAGGUUACCCGAGCAUCACCGAGGCCGUCAAGUCCAUCAAGUCGGACGACUUCCUCAACGUUGUGCAGACGCCCUGCGCACGGGACGGCUUCCUUACCGGCAUCGCCAGCGGUGCCGGCGUCGGAGGUCUACGAUAUGUCAUGAGGGGUUCACCCAUCAAGGCGGCAAAUUGGGCCGUCGGAAGUUUCCUCAUAGGCUGCAUUGGACAAUUCGAGUACUGCCAGUACCUCCGGCGCCAGGAGCGCCACAGGAUGAAGAGGACGGUUGAGGUCUACCAGGAGACCAUGUUGGAAAAGAGGCGCCGCGAGCUGGAUCAACUCAAGCAGAAGCAGGAGGCCGAAGAGGCGGCCAAGGCGGUGAGCCAGAAAGCCUGGUACAAAUUCUGGUAA